Molecule: messenger RNA, 4242 nt
Organism: Fragaria vesca subsp. vesca
Lineage: Eukaryota; Viridiplantae; Streptophyta; Magnoliopsida; Rosales; Rosaceae
Product: pleiotropic drug resistance protein 1-like
Exons: 23
Coding region: 1-4242 (1413 amino acids)
Cellular component (GO): membrane
Molecular function (GO): ATP hydrolysis activity; ABC-type transporter activity; ATP binding
Source: RefSeq, a predicted model, not a curated record
AUGAACUUCAUGAUCAGCCAAGAACAAGAAGGAAAGCCAAUCUCCGAGCCUCCUUCCGGCGACGGAGCCACCGCCGCUAAGGAGUCGAGUCCGACAAUGACGACAUGGGGUGCCAUUGAGAGACUGCCUACGUAUUCACGCACAAGGAGAGGCAUUCUACACGGUCAAUGUCAGGAGGAGGAGGACGUUCAAUGCAGAGAGAUUGAUGUAAAGAAGAAUCUUGGACUACCAGAGAGGAAGACUUUGUUGGAGAGGCUAGUGAAUAUUGUUGAGCAUGAUAAUGCCAAGUUCUUGCUCAAGAUCAAGGAUCGCAUGAAUAGAGUUGGACUUGAAUUUCCAACAACUGAAGUGCGGUUUGAGCAUUUAAAUGUUGAAGCAGAAGCUUAUGUAGGAAGCAGGGCAUCAUCUACAAUGUUCAACUUCUCGAUUAAUAUGUUGGAGGGAUUCCUGAAUUAUUUUCACAUUCUUCAAAGUAAAAAAAGACCUUUUCCAAUCCUUCAUGAUGUAAGUGGGAUUAUCAAACCAAGAAGAAUGACACUCCUUUUAGGCCCCCCUGGCUCUGGAAAGACGACUUUACUAUUGGCAUUGGCUGGAAAACUCGGUAAAGCCAAUCUGAAAUUAUCGGGGAGAGUUACAUACAAUGGAGUGGAGACGGAUGAGUUUGUGUCAGAGAGGACAUCAGCUUAUGUCAGUCAACAUGAUCUCCACAUACCAGAAUUGACAGUGAGAGAAACACUGGCUUUUGCAGCUAGAUGUCAAGGUGUUGGAUCACGUUAUGAAAUGUUGGUGGAAGUAUUAAGGAGAGAAAAGGCUGCAAAUAUAAUGCCAGAUCUUGAUCUUGAUCUCUACAUGAAGGCAGCAGCACUAGAGGGACAGGAAACUAAUAUAGUUACAGACUUUAUUCUCAAGGUUUUGGGACUCGAAGAAUGUGCUGACAUUAUGGUAGGAGAUGAAAUGACCAGAGGUAUCUCUGGUGGAGAAAAGAAGCGACUCACCACAGGGGAGAUGCUGGUUGGACCGGAAAGAGUACUUCUUAUGGAUGAGAUAUCAAACGGGCUGGACAGUUCAACAACAUUCCAAAUAGUGAAAUCACUACAACAAUACGUCCAUAUCCUUAACGGAACUGCAUUUAUCGCUCUACUGCAGCCAGCACCAGAGACUUAUGAUCUCUUCGAUGAUAUAAUUCUCCUCUCGGAUGGCUACAUUGUGUAUCAAGGUCCCCGUGAAAAUGUUCUUGAAUUCUUUGAGUAUAUGGGCUUCAAAUGUCCAGAGAGGAAAGGAGUUGCUGAUUUCCUACAAGAGGUGACAUCAAGAAAAGAUCAAGAGCAAUACUGGGCUCAUGUGGAUAGGCCUUAUACCUUUGUAACAACUAAAGAAUUUUCUGAAGCAAUGCAGUUAUUUCAUAUUGGUAGGAAACUUGAUGAUGAGCUUUCUAUUCCAUUUAACAAGUCUGAAGGCCACCCUGCUGCUUUGUCAACCAAGAAAUAUGGUGUUAGUAAGAAGGAAUUGUUCAAAGCUUGUAUGGCCAGACAAAUUUUGCUUACGAAGAGGAAUUCAUUCGUCUACAUUUUCAAAUUGGUCCAGCUUAUUAUAGUUGCUGUUACAACAAUGUCAUUAUUUUUCCAUACUGUGAUGGACCGGAACACAGUAGCAGAUGGUGAGAUUUAUAUGGGAGCUUUAUUCUAUACGCUACUUGCAAUUAUGCUCAAUGGGUUUGCAGAGCUUCAUAUGACAGUCACCAGACUGCCUGUGUUUUACAAACAAAGGGACCAUCUGUUCUAUCCUGCUUGGGCAUACUCUUUACCCACAUGGAUGAUAAGGAUCCCUAUAACUUUUGUGGACGUUUUCAUCUGGAUGAUCAUUACUUACUACAGUGUAGGUUAUGAUCCGAGCAUUGAAAGGUUUUUCAAACAGUUCAUUCUACUGCUGUGUGUUAGCCAGAUGGCAAAUGGACUGUUUCGAUUGAUAGGGGCACUAGGAAGGAACAUAACUAUUUCAAACACAUUUGGAUUUGGUGCUUUACUUCUCGUUCUUGGUCUGGGUGGCUUUAUCCUAUCAAAAGAUGAUAUGAAGAAAUGGUGGUUGUGGGGAUAUUGGCUCUCACCAUUCACGUAUGGACUGAAUGCAAUCGCUGUCAAUGAAUUUCUUGGAAAAAGUUGGAAAGAUGUUCCUGCUAACUCACCAGAAGCAUUAGGAGUUAUGGUCUUGAAGUAUCAAGGCAUAGUCCCAGAGGCACGCUUUUACUGGAUUGGAGUAGUAGCUUUGAUUGGAUUUAUUCUUCUGUUGAAUUUCAUUUUCACCUUGGCACUUCAGUAUCUUGAUCCAAUUGAGAAGCCCCAAGCAAUACUAUCCAAUGAGGCAUCCUCUACAACAGAUAAUAUCAGAGUUUCAAGCAAUCCUACUAUGCAGCAUGGCAUGGUUCUUCCAUUUCAACCCCUUUCACUUACUUUCGAGGAAAUCAGAUAUGCUGUUGAUAUGCCUAAGGAAAUGAAAGAUCAAAGCAAAACUGAAGAUCGGCUAGAACUUCUGAAGAGUGUGAGUGGUGCUUUUAGGCCUGGAGUUCUAACAGCUUUGAUGGGUGUUAGUGGCGCUGGAAAAACCACUCUCAUGGAUGUCUUGGCAGGAAGGAAGACAAGUGGAUAUAUAGAGGGGAGCAUCACCUUAUCUGGAUAUGCAAAAAAGCAAGAGACAUUUGCUCGCAUAGCAGGAUACUGUGAGCAAACAGAUAUACACUCCCCUCAUGUCACUGUUUACGAGUCUUUGGUUUACUCUGCAUGGCUUCGGUUGCCCCGGGAGGUUGAUUCUCCAACCAGAAAUAUGUUUAUUGAGGAAAUCAUGGAGCUUGUAGAAAUGACCUCAAUAAGUGACAGACUUGUUGGAUUCCCAGGGGUGAAUGGUCUCUCAACUGAACAACGCAAAAGGCUAACAAUUGCAGUAGAGCUUGUUGCUAACCCCUCGAUAAUAUUUAUGGAUGAGCCGACCUCUGGCCUUGAUGCUAGGGCGGCAGCAAUUGUAAUGAGAACGGUGAGGAAUACAGUGGACACAGGUAGAACUGUAGUCUGUACCAUCCACCAACCAAGCAUUGACAUAUUUGAUGCUUUUGAUGAGAUGCUGCUUUUGAAACGGGGAGGUGAAGAAAUAUAUGUUGGUCCUUUAGGUCAUCAUGCUUAUCAGAUGAUCGAAUACUUUCAGGGGAUUAGUGGAGUUUCUAAAAUAAAGUAUGGUUAUAAUCCGGCAACUUGGAUGUUGGAGGUUACUUCUCCAGCACAAGAAGCAUCUCUUGGGGUUGAUUUUGCCAAAAUAUACAAGGAUUCAGAAAUGUUUAGGAAGAAUAAGGCAUUGAUAAAAGAACUAAGUAGUCCUGCACCAGAUUCAAAAGACUUGUACUUUCCUACACGAUAUUCUCAGUCUUUCUUUACCCAGUGUAUGGCUUGCCUGUGGAAACAAUGUGUAUCAUACUGGCGACACCCUCAAUACACUGCAGUGAGACUAAUUUUCACGGCUAUGAUGGCUGUAUUACUUGGAUCAUUUUUCUGGGAUCUUGGCUCCAAAAGAGAAAAGCAAAGAGAUCUCUUAAGUGCAAUGGGUUCUAUGUAUGCUGCUGUGCUCUUUAUUGGUAUACAAAAUUCAUUAUCAGUGCAGCCAGUCGUAGGUGUUGAGAAGUUGGUCUCUUACAGAGAAAGAGCUGCUGGAAUGUACUCAGCUUUUCCAUUUGCCUUUGGACAGGCUGUCAUUGAGAUCCCAUACGCUUUGAUCCAGAGUAUCAUAUAUGGGAUUAUAGUAUACUCCAUGAUUGGAUUUGAGUGGACCGUCAGCAAAUUCUUUUAUUAUCUCAUGUUCAUGUACCUCACCUUCUUAUACUUCACCUUCCAUGGCAUGAUGAUUGUGGCCAUUACUCCCAACAACACCAUCUCUGCAGUAGUUUCCUCCGCCUUCUAUCCACUAUGGAAUGUUAUUUCAGGAUAUCUCAUACCCAAAACAAGAAUUCCUAUAUGGUGGAGAUGGUUCUAUUGGGUUAGCCCGACCUCUUGGAGUUUGUAUGGAUUAUUUGGUUCACAGUUUGGAGGCCUUAUGGACACACUUGAUGAUUCUGGGGAAACUAUAGAUCAUUUCACAAGGACAUAUUUUGGAUAUAGGAAAGACUUUCUAGGUGUUGUUGUUGCGGUGCUUGUUGGGUUUUCAGCAUUCUUUAUUUUCAUCUUUGCUUUUGCAAUCAAGAAACUGAACUUUCAAAAGAGAUGA